Molecule: messenger RNA, 3743 nt
Organism: Grammomys surdaster
Lineage: Eukaryota; Metazoa; Chordata; Mammalia; Rodentia; Muridae
Gene: Trim24
Product: tripartite motif containing 24
Exons: 19
Coding region: 112-3153 (1013 amino acids)
Molecular function (GO): protein binding; zinc ion binding
Source: RefSeq, a predicted model, not a curated record
CCGCGAGUCCGCGCGGCCUCGGAGGAGAAGCGGGAGGCGGCGGCUGCGGAGGUCGUCGGGGGCGGCGGGCGGUGAGCGCGCUCCCGCUUCCCCGGCGGCGGCCGCAGGACAAUGGAGGUGGCUAUGGAGAAGGCGGCGGCUCCGGCCGGGGCCCCCGCAGCGGCGCCGCCGAGCGGAGAGAAUGAGGCCGAGAGCCGGCAGGGCCCGGACUCGGAGAGCGGCGGCGAGGCGUCCCGGCUCAACCUGUUGGACACUUGCGCCGUGUGCCACCAGAACAUCCAGAGCCGGGUGCCCAAGCUGCUGCCCUGCCUGCACUCGUUCUGCCAACGCUGCUUGCCCGCGCCCCAGCGCUAUCUCAUGCUGACGGCGCCGGCGCUGGGCUCAGCAGAGACCCCUCCACCCGCGCCCGUCCCCGCCCCCGCCCCGGGCUCUCCGGCCGGUGGUCCUUCGCCAUUCGCCACCCAAGUUGGAGUCAUUCGAUGCCCUGUUUGCAGUCAAGAGUGUGCUGAGAGACACAUCAUAGACAACUUUUUUGUGAAGGACACCACUGAGGUUCCCAGUAGUACAGUAGAAAAGUCUAAUCAGGUAUGUACAAGCUGUGAAGACAAUGCAGAAGCUAAUGGGUUUUGUGUAGAGUGUGUUGAAUGGCUCUGCAAGACAUGUAUUAGAGCUCACCAGAGGGUGAAGUUCACAAAAGACCACACAGUCAGGCAGAAAGAAGAAGUAUCUCCAGAGGCAGUUGGUGUAACCAGUCAGCGACCAGUGUUUUGUCCGUUCCAUAAAAAAGAGCAGUUGAAACUUUACUGUGAAACAUGUGAUAAACUGACAUGUCGAGACUGCCAGCUGCUAGAACACAAAGAGCACAGAUAUCAAUUUAUAGAGGAAGCUUUUCAGAAUCAAAAAGUGAUCAUAGAUACUCUAAUCACCAAACUGAUGGAAAAAACAAAAUAUAUAAAGUAUACAGGAAAUCAGAUUCAAAAUAGGAUAAUUGAAGUCAAUCAAAACCAAAAGCAAGUGGAACAGGAUAUUAAAGUUGCCAUCUUCACGUUAAUGGUGGAGAUAAACAAGAAGGGGAAGGCUCUGCUGCACCAGCUUGAGAGUCUUGCAAAGGACCAUCGAACGAAACUUAUGCAACAACAGCAGGAAGUGGCUGGGCUUUCUAAGCAGUUAGAGCACGUCAUGCAUUUUUCUAAAUGGGCUGUUUCCAGUGGCAGCAGCACAGCCUUGCUAUACAGCAAGCGACUGAUUACAUACAGGUUACGGCACCUUCUUCGUGCAAGGUGUGAUGCUUCUCCUGUGACCAACAACACCAUCCAGUUUCACUGUGAUCCUAGUUUCUGGGCUCAAAAUAUUAUCAACUUGGGUUCUUUAGUAAUCGAGGAUAAAGAGACCCAGCCACAAAUGCCUAAGCAGAAUCCUGUCGUGGAACAGAGUUCACAGCCACCAGGUGGUUUACCUUCCAACCAGUUAUCCAAGUUCCCAACACAGAUCAGCCUAGCUCAGUUACGACUCCAGCAUAUGCAGCAACAGCAUCCGCCACCACGCUUAAUAAACUUUCAGAAUCAUAGCCCAAAGCCCAAUGGACCAGUUCUUCCUCCUUAUCCUCAGCAGCUGAGAUACCCACCAAGCCAGAAUAUACCACGGCAGACGAUAAAACCCAACCCCCUGCAGAUGGCUUUUUUGGCUCAACAGGCCAUAAAACAGUGGCAGAUCAGCAGUGGACAGGCUCCGCCCACAACUGCCAGCAGCUCCUCCUCCACUCCCUCCAGUCCCACAAUCACAAGUGCGGCUGGGUACGAUGGAAAAGCUUUUAGUUCACCCAUGAUUGAUCUGAGUGCACCAGUGGGAGGGCCUUACAAUCUUCCUUCUCUUCCAGAUAUUGAUUGUUCAAGUACUAUCAUGUUGGACAACAUUGCAAGGAAAGACACAAGUGUAGAUCACGGCCAGCCAAGACCUCCAUCAAACAGAACGGUGCAGUCACCAAAUUCAUCGGUGCCAUCUCCAGGCCUUGCAGGUCCUGUUACUAUGACUAGCGUCCAUCCCCCAAUACGUUCACCUAGUGCCUCCAGUGUUGGGAGCCGAGGAAGCUCUGGCUCUUCCAGCAAACCAGCAGGAGCUGACUCUACUCACAAGGUCCCAGUAGUCAUGUUGGAGCCAAUUCGAAUAAAACAAGAAAACAGCGGACCACCUGAAAAUUAUGAUUUUCCUGUUGUUAUAGUAAAACAAGAAUCAGAUGAAGACUCUAGACCUCAAAAUACUAACUAUCCAAGAAGCAUACUUACCUCCCUCCUCUUAAACAGUAAUCAGAGCUCCGCUUCUGAGGAAACCGUGUUACGGUCUGAUGCCCCUGAUAGUACAGGAGAUCAACCUGGACUCCAUCAAGAAAAUUCCUCAAAUGGAAAGUCUGAGUGGCUGGAUGCCUCCCAGAAGUCCCCUGUGCAUGUCGGAGAGACAAGGAAGGAGGAUGACCCCAAUGAAGACUGGUGUGCUGUUUGUCAAAAUGGUGGGGAACUCCUAUGCUGUGAGAAGUGUCCUAAAGUAUUCCACCUUACUUGUCAUGUGCCCACAUUGACAAACUUCCCGAGUGGAGAAUGGAUUUGUACUUUCUGCCGAGACUUGUCUAAGCCAGAAGUUGAAUAUGAUUGUGAUGCUCCCAGUCACCACUCAGAUAAAAGGAAAAGUGAAGGCCUUACUAAAUUAACGCCGAUAGACAAAAGGAAAUGUGAACGCCUGCUUCUGUUUCUUUACUGCCAUGAAAUGAGCCUGGCUUUCCAAGACCCUGUCCCUCUGACUGUGCCUGAUUAUUAUAAAAUAAUUAAAAACCCAAUGGACUUGUCAACCAUCAAGAAAAGACUUCAGGAGGAUUAUUGCAUGUAUACAAAGCCUGAAGAUUUUGUAGCUGAUUUUAGAUUGAUCUUUCAAAACUGUGCUGAAUUCAAUGAGCCUGAUUCUGAAGUAGCCAAUGCUGGUAUAAAACUUGAAAGCUAUUUUGAAGAACUUCUAAAGAAUCUUUAUCCAGAAAAAAGAUUUCCUAAGCUAGAAUUCAGGCAUGACAUAGAAGACUGUAAGUUCAGUGACGACUCAGACGAUGACUUUGUACAGCCCCGGAGGAAGCGCCUCAAGAGCUCGGAGGACCGCCAGCUGCUAAAGUAAAGCAGCGCUGGCCCAGUGCACUGUGCUAGAGAUUUUCCUUUCAAAUUAAAGAAAGCAGAAGCCUUGUCAGUGAUCUAAGAUCAUGGGACAGAGCAGGGUUUGUGAGAUCUCUGGUAUGGUUUUGCUGUUUACUGAACUUUGAUUUCUUUAAUAACAUUUCUUUAACCUCUCAUCAUUGAUAAUAAAAAGAAGAGGAAGAAAGGAAAUGUGUAUAAGAAUAAAAGAAGAAAGAAAAGGUAGAAAAAGAAGAAAUGGCAAAGAAGGAAAAGACAUUCUUCCCACUAUUGGAUUUCCUACAGCAGCCUGGAGUAAGACUUGCUCAAUAGAGAGAAAUAGAGUUUGAAGUAAGUUGAGAUUUUAGUGUGAUUUGGAUGUGUGAUAAUCCAUUUUUAGACUAUUUCAUUACCCUUUAAUUAUGGCCAACUGUAAGGAGAUAGGUUUACUGUUCUUAAAAGACGUCCUCCCCAAACGUGAGUGGGAAGCAGAGUUCUUUCCCAGGCUGCCUGCCAGAAGUGUAGACAGAUGCUAUUAAGACACCAAAUAGUGUCCGUGUAAGAUGGCAAAUGCAUUAAAGAAAUCAGGAAACGAAA